AUGACAGUAUAUUGUGUGGAUGUUCAAGCAGUGUUGUUGGCACCAAAACUAAAUGUAUCCAAAGUAUAUUACAAGAUCAAACUAAAAUUUCAUAAUUUUACUUCAUACGAUCUUGUGACGCGACAUGGUAGAUGCUACUUGUGGGAUGAAGUCAAUGGUGGGCUAGAAGCAGAAGCUUUUGCAUCUCUUUAUAGUGACCUAAUAAAUACAGAAUUUCAAAGAUCCGAAAUCAAUUUGACUAAGAUAGUGUUAUGGUCCAAUGGCUGUUGCUAUCAAAAUCGAAACCAAGUAGUUGCGAAUGCAAUUUUGCACUGUGCUGUUACACUUGGAAUAGUUAUUGAGCACAAGUAUUUGGAACAUGGGCAUACUUUCAUGGAGGUAGAUUCAGAGCACAGUGUGAUUGAGAGAAAAAUACAGAAAAAAGAUUAUAUUUACAUUCCUGCUGAGUAUGUCAGCAUAAUUGAAUCAGCUCGAAAAAAUCUAGGGCUAUACGAAGUACACAGUCGCAACUACAACUUUUUCAAAGAUUAUUCAAAAAUUCAAUACUACUCAAGCAUACGACCUGGAAACAGGGAUGGUGAUAGCAUCGUAAAUGAUAUUCGUUGCUUAAAAUAUAAUCCUAAUGGCACCAUUGAAUAUAUUGUACGAUGA
Messenger RNA from Arctia plantaginis, 651 nucleotides. The record is from the annotation of a GenBank genome assembly. NCBI's taxonomy places the organism in Eukaryota, Metazoa, Arthropoda, Insecta, Lepidoptera, Erebidae.